GAAGAAGAAGAAGAGACAAUUUUAUUUGUAUAGCCCAUUAUCACAAAUUACAAAAUUGCCUCAGUAUAAGAAUAACAAGAAGAGGAAAAGCAAAUAGACCUCACUUUCCAGAAGUAGAUUUGUAACAGUUUUUGGCAUGCAGUUUUAUGAACUAAUCGUAACAUGCUAGCUGAAUAAAGUCAGCUGCGAGAGGAUGUAAUGGCAUUUACACGAGCCUCAUAACUGAACCAUAUUUUUAUGUAAUUUUACAACCAAGCGCACUGACCAUUCAUUGGGAGGGUGUGCUAAGCUAAGGAAGCUUGCCGUGUAGCUAACUCUUAACACGUCUCUGAAUCGAGAUAAAUUGCGGUGGACGGCAUGCUGAUAGAUGCCGUGCUCUUUUAGACGUAUCGUCAUGUCUGCCUUGCGUGGAGUCGUACUUUCGAAUCUGGUUGCCAAACUAAAUAGUCAAGCUGUUACAAGACGACACAUCGGAUUUGCUCGCACCGGUUCUCAGUGCUGGGAGGCACCGGAGCCAAGCAGCAUGUGGUCUGGAACCACUGCGACCGCCAAGGAGGCUAAAUCAACCAGAAAGACUAGUGUGGCAGUCAAGCGACCUUUGUCGACAUCAUCGGUUGAAGGCGGAACAAGACACGUGAAGAGGGUCUCUAUCGAGGGCAACAUUGCUGUCGGGAAGUCAACUUUUGCGAGGCUCCUUCAGUCCGCUCUUCAGGACUGUGAGGUCAUCCCUGAACCCGUCAGCAAGUGGCAGAGCAUUGAAAGUUGGACCUCCAAGGCGGAGACCUCCUCCGGGCAGAUUGUCGGUAACCUGCUGCAGAUGAUGUAUCAGGACCCCCAGCGCUGGUCCUACACAUUCCAGACAUACUCUUACUUGAGCCGCCUGAAAACACAGUUGCAACCUCCUCCAGACCGUCUGCUCACCUCAGAAGGAACGCCCGUCCAGAUCUACGAGCGCUCAGUCUACAGUGACAGAUACAUCUUCGCCCUGAACAUGUUUGAGCUUGGCUGCAUAAAUUCUGCAGAAUGGGCAGUCUACCAGGACUGGCACUCCUUCACUUUGGAGCAUUUUGGAUGCAAGCUGGAGCUGGAGGGCAUUAUCUAUCUCAGAGCCUCACCUCAGAAGUGUAUGGAGCGCCUGGGCCUUCGAGGGAGGGCAGAAGAAAAAGGAGUAGAGCGUGACUAUUUGGAUAAACUUCAUGCACAACAUGAGAGGUGGCUCGUGGAGAAGAGCACCAAAUUACAUUUUGAGAGUUUGAAAAGCGUACCUGUGUUGGAGCUGGAUGCCAAUUUAGAGUUUGAGAGCGAUCCGGAGGUGCGACAAGAAUUCCUGACAAAGGUGAAGAACUUCUUCAGCGGGUUAUGAGAAGCCACACGUUACAUGUUGACCGACCAGGCUCCCAUGGGAUCAAGAUGACUGGGGUCAUCAGUCAGCUGUGUUAUUUGACCUAUUGCUAAUUCGUCUGCUUGGCUGGGAGGGAAAGUGAAAUUUUAUUGUAUGGAACCAUAGUGAAACAUUUUCAGCUUGAUUUUCUUCAAUAUGAAUGUUACAAUUUUGAUAUUUGUUUUCUGACAGUAUGGCAGAACAAAAGACACUUGCAUACUGUCUUCUGUACUUGAAGAUGGAGAUAUUUAAUAACUAAUAAUGGUUUGGCACAACGACCUUCGUCAGGUUAUUUUUGCUCUGCCAUUGCAGACCCAUGAUCUUCCCCUAUGCACCUGUCGAUCUACAGGUGUUCUCUGGUCUUUACUUACAGUAUAACAUUAUUUACCUCUGUUGUUUGCUUGUGUGUGUUUUGAGUUACUGUGAAUAGUUAAAAGGUUACUGACUGAAUUGUUUAGUAGUUAAGGUUAAGCGAUUUAUGUCAACAUAGUUUGACAAUAAUUAUCAUUCCAGUUGUAACUGUAACAACACAUUUUUGACAUCACUCCCUUUUUACAAUUGUGUAAUAGAAACAGGCUAAAAAAAUCUCAAAUAUGCAUAUUUUAUAGGCUAUGUAACUUGUAAAAAACAACCCAAAUGUAUACACUAACCUACUUGACCAAAGAGAAGUAUGGUCCCCUUACCUUUGGUUAGUUAAAACAGGAAUUUAAUGCUGCUUUGAUUCAGAAAAUAACUUAAUUACAGCAGUUCAUGAAUGAAUAAAAAUUUCAGGCAUGCU
Lampris incognitus (smalleye Pacific opah) is the source of this 2159-nucleotide messenger RNA. Its product is annotated as deoxycytidine kinase 2-like. Gene Ontology annotation, cellular component: cytoplasm; mitochondrion. Lineage: Eukaryota; Metazoa; Chordata; Actinopteri; Lampriformes; Lampridae. The coding region runs from base 368 to 1363 and encodes 331 amino acids. The record is from RefSeq and is a predicted model, not a curated record. Gene Ontology annotation, molecular function: deoxynucleoside kinase activity. The transcript is spliced from 7 exons.